Messenger RNA from Corythoichthys intestinalis (scribbled pipefish), 5219 nucleotides. RefSeq lists its product as uncharacterized. The coding region runs from base 2612 to 4285 and encodes 557 amino acids. The record is from RefSeq and is a predicted model, not a curated record. Lineage: Eukaryota; Metazoa; Chordata; Actinopteri; Syngnathiformes; Syngnathidae. The transcript has 2 exons.
UAUAUGGGUGGAUAAUUUUUUUAUAUAUGUAUGUAUACACGUACAUGUACAUAAUCUCUAUAUAUAAUUCUUUUUCAGGUUCUUGUUGGUUUGUUUUUGUUCAUAUUUUUUCAAUACAAUUUAUGCUGGUAUUCCGGCGUUUUUGAAGGGGCCCUCUCUUGCCCUGGUGAUAAUUCGGUUGUGUUUUUGAGUGUACUUUUCUUUGUUCGUUCAAUAAGGAUUGUUGAUUCCCGUUUGUUAAUUAAUAAAUAUGUUUGCUUAACAACUUUGGACGUUUGGCCGUGUUGUUUGAAAAAUGGACAAAUGACUCUCGGAGACCGUAUGUUUUUCCCAAGAACAGGUUUUAGACGGUGUGGCUCCCAAUCAGGACAAUGGGACUCUUCUAUGACCUAUAGUAAGUAGUUGUAAUUUGUUUUCUUUCCCACCGGAGGGCGCCAGUGUACGUGUUUUGCCCCGAGGGGAGAUUAGUUUAUCACCAAUACUUUAAUAAUUUACUUUUUAUUAUACUGGUGAGCUAAUAGGAAUUAUUGGGGUUAAUAUUGGGGGUUUUUGGGCUACUGGAUGAAUUUAGGGAUUAAUUUUAAUUGUUUAUUUGGGACGUAAAUAAACGUUACAGGUAGAUAGCGCCGUUUCGGUCGCCGCUACGAUGACGUAGCAACGCCUGAUUGGCUUAGAAAAUAGCCAUGUGGGAGUCGGGGCGGAAGUAAGCACGCGUCUAUGCAAGUCAAUGGCUGGCUGCUCAAUGGAGUAAAACACGGAAGUGCCGUCGUUCAACUUUUGACAUACGUAACAGAAGGAAGGAAGGAAAGUUCCAUUUUGGGCUGCCUGACUGGCCUAUGGAAGUGGGGAGAAAUCAUGUUUUAAAAUUAACUUUGCGCGAUUAGUCGGACAUAAGGAGUUUUGGUACAGAGAUGCCGCGCACGGCUACUACAAUUCCCGUGAGGCUUUGCGCGGCCUGUGGCCGACCAACCGGAAGCGCCCCGAGGGGCUGGAUUACUAACGGCGCGAUCUCCAUUCGUCCUGUCACGUUCGUGUCGGCCCGCCGUGCGCCAGGGAGACAAGGGAAAUGGCGGUGUCAGACUUUGCGAAACCGGCGACCUUUGUGGCCCGGGUGAAUCCGAUCGCGGUGAAAAAAGCGAUCGCUGGAAAUUCAAGUGGAAACACACGAACGCGGAAGUGCGUUAGCCGAGUCGAUGCUCGGAUCGCGGACACAAUGGUCAGAUCUUCCUAGCGCGAAGGCCUUGUUGUGCUACGGAGUGAAAUCACGCGGGCCGUUAACGUCUAUUUGCGAAUUCGCGCGACGUAAGAAGCCAUGUGUAAAAAGCAUAAAUGCCGUGGAGGGCGACUACAUCUCCCAGAGGGCUUUGCGAGAAUGUAGUCCAGGCGACCGGAAAUGACGCGAAGAGCCCGACCGUCGGGGGCACGAUUCUUUCCGAACGGAUACGAAGAUGUGCCGCUGUAUGAGACAUAAACAUGGUAAAAAAGCGACGACUGGUGUCGAACAGAGGCAAUUGUAAUUGCCCUAAAAAAUGAAAUACAAAAACACGUAUACUGUCAAAACAAGAACACGGGAAAUCCAGUGAGAGGCUUCCGCGGCGAUCCGAACGCGAGGACGGACGAACGAACCGCUGGGGUGCUGGAUAGACACCGUUCGGUUCGAGUUUGAAACGAUGUGCCGCGGUGACGCCCGUGAAGGCGACUACAUCUCCCGUGAAACCUUGCGGCUUCCGACGUCGGCCACCGGAGGUGGGCGGGGAAAGUCAAGUGGCGUGAGGGCGUUCUUUCCCGAAGUUCUCCGAUGCGACCGAACUAUUUAACGUGCGACUAGAGGUACUUAGCUCGGAGCCCCUUGGACGACAAGUGGUCGUACAAAAAAACGAGGUGAGUACACUACUAAAUGAAAACGGAAAUAAUGACAUAUUGGUGCGUAUUAGUCACGGCUGCGGCCACGUAUUUUAGCAAGGUCCGUGCGGACUCGUGCACUUGCCCGAGGGCGGGCAAAAAUGGCGGGGAUGGUCAAUUAUGGCGGGACGCCAGUCAGGUGAGUUGGGGAACGAAUAGAACUCCCGCAAAAUGCGCGGGGAGAUGGAAAUAAUUUUUUUAACUUCUAACUGGACAUAUUAGGCCCCCUUUUUUUUCUCAUACUGGGGGACACCGUAGCAAUGUGCGGUGGGGAUGCUUGUUUUAGGAGGAAUGAACGGUGGUCCUGCUACUUGAAAUAGGUGAAGUCUACCGUGAAGUUGCACAUAAGUCGAGCGGCUAUUGUAUUAUGGGACUAGAGUCGGAAUACUGAAGGGCGCCGACAGUUGAACUGUGGGAGGCUAGAGAAGGAAUUUAUGGGGGGAACGGGCUAAAGUCCUAUUUGGCGUGACGUUUUAUCGCUUCGUCUAAGACCGAGGUCCUGCUCUGCUCUGCUGCCCGGUGGGAGAAAGUCGGUGAACCUACGCCGUCGACGACCGGGACCGGAAGGCGGUCCGCGAAGGGCGAAGCAGUCGAAUCCCGACGCGAGAGGCCACGGUUACGGGCGACGCCGCCGCUGAAGUGCCGUGACUCGGCGAGAGAAAAUUGAUGAAAACAAGACUGCGAAUACACGGAAAACUUCGCGGUGAGAAUGGAGGGACGGGGUAAACAACUGGCGACGGGGGAUCUGAAAUUUCUGGCCAGACUGAUGACAAGGUUCAUCAGGACGUCACACCAUCUUGAGAGUGUGGCGGACGCCGACCGCCCGCCAUGGGGCAUUCGACUCCUGGAAAAAUCACUGGUAGAAGGGGUCAAGCCCUCCAAUCCGAAUGAGAAAAUCAAUACAUUGACCAAGUACAAUGCUAAGAAUUGGGCGUACGUGACACAACAGUCGCUCUUCGAACAUUAUUCGGAAACUUUGGCGUCGCUUAAAAUUGAACUCGGCAGGUUCAAAAAUGCACGCUGGCAAGACGCGCUGUCCUUGGCGGUGAAGUGGGCUAGAUUAGAUCUAGACACUCUACGGCAGGCCACUCUGGCGAAGGCGAGCGCGGAAAUUGAAUUUAUUAUGGGUGUAGCGGGAGCUCAGCCCCCGACAGGUAGAUGGGACACCCCGGUAGAUAGGCCGGACGCGUCGAUUCCAGGUCCGUCGACGAGACCGAUGGUCUCCGCGUACACGCAAACGGACGCCUGGACCCCGGAGGGGCCGAGCAACGCCGAAGAAACGCGGCCGUCCACGUCGACCGCGAACCCUGGGGCGCCGACCAAAAGGAAGCCGAACGACGGACCCGAAGAGAACCUGGCCCUCGAAAGUCACGGAAAAAAGAAGAAACAGAAGUCGGUAAGAACGACCGAUGAUGACUUAGAUCUGGAUGCACUGCUUGCAGAAUACACCCCGCCGUUAGAAGUCCUGUUGGGACCGGAGGAGCCCUCCGACCCCCUGGUCGAGGCCCUCGAAAGGGCGAUCACGCCCACCUUGCCGGAAAUCGACCUGAUCUCGGACGACGCCCUGAUGGAAGUGGAGGAAGCCCCGCCUUGGGACAUCGAGACGGUAGACACGAGCACGGUGGUGAUGACCUCCCCGAUCCUCGAGAGCCUGAUGGCGCCGUCCCCGCCUCGCGGGGACAUGAGCGAGACCCCCGGUGGAAAACCGCAGAGAGCCCUUGUCCCGCGAGCGCUUCGCAUGCCGGACGAAGCGGCCCCUGGACGUCCGGUGGAGAAAGAAGGCGAGUGGGGUGUCAGUAAGGGGGAGGGCGUCAAGUUGCGAAUUGACGGAAUGCAAUUGUUUAAAUUUCACGACCAUAAGGGUGACAAAUACGGGAAUUGGGACCUAGUGGUGGAUAGGCCCAUAUUAAUCAUGGGCGAUUCAAACAUCUCUAGGCUACCGGGAGUCAGAAACACGAACGUUCAAAUGGACUCCUAUCCGGGCGCCAAAAUGAACCACCUGGUUCACGUUCUGGCCUUCAGAACCAAAAUAGUGGUCCCUCCCAAGAAAGUCAUCCUUUCAGUAGGCCUGAACGACAGAAACCAAACGAACCCCUCGAAACUCAGAGAAGACGUCAAGAAUCUGGCCGAGGUGGCGAAGAAGACUUUCCCGCAGAGCGAUAUAGGUAUCCCGAGAAUAAACCACUCGCCGUUAAUGACCAACUUCGUACGGGCCAAAAUAGAACAGCUCAAUUUUAUGAUAGGAGAGACAGGUUACGGGAUCCCUAAAUUGGGAGACCAAUUAUUUGAGACGCUCGGGGACGGGAUCCACUGGUCCCCAGCCACGGCCAAAAAUAUGUGGGCCUUGUGGUACGAAGGUUUUUUGGAAGGGGGACGUUUGUAGUGUCUCCGGGUUUUCCGAAUAGGAAAACUUACGGCUGGACCCGUCCUCCCCAAAAAUAUAAAAAAUAAUUUUUCCACCACUCUCUGUCCCUUCGUAAAAUUGAGCUCUUUGUUCGUGACGUUUGCAGCCACGCACCCGCCGACACGGUUUAUGCCUCGCUUCCGAGUGCGAUGCCCGUUGGGCUGUUUUUGCUUUCUGUGUUUAUAACUGUGCGAUUUUUGAGUUAAGAGGACUUUGGUGGGCUUUUCUUGUUUUCAUGGGACGGUUUGGUUUUGUUUCAAGGCUUGUAAGAAAAGGUUUUUUUUUUUUUUUUUCUUUCUCGGAUUGUUUUUUUUCAUAUUGUACCAUAUGUAUAUGGGUGGAUAAUUUUUUUAUAUAUGUAUGUAUACACGUACAUGUACAUAAUCUCUAUAUAUAAUUCUUUUUCAGGUUCUUGUUGGUUUGUUUUUGUUCAUAUUUUUUCAAUACAAUUUAUGCUGGUAUUCCGGCGUUUUUGAAGGGGCCCUCUCUUGCCCUGGUGAUAAUUCGGUUGUGUUUUUGAGUGUACUUUUCUUUGUUCGUUCAAUAAGGAUUGUUGAUUCCCGUUUGUUAAUUAAUAAAUAUGUUUGCUUAACAACUUUGGACGUUUGGCCGUGUUGUUUGAAAAAUGGACAAAUGACUCUCGGAGACCGUAUGUUUUUCCCAAGAACAGGUUUUAGACGGUGUGGCUCCCAAUCAGGACAAUGGGACUCUUCUAUGACCUAUAGUAAGUAGUUGUAAUUUGUUUUCUUUCCCACCGGAGGGCGCCAGUGUACGUGUUUUGCCCCGAGGGGAGAUUAGUUUAUCACCAAUACUUUAAUAAUUUACUUUUUAUUAUACUGGUGAGCUAAUAGGAAUUAUUGGGGUUAAUAUUGGGGGUUUUUGGGCUACUGGAUGAAUUUAGGGAUUAAUUUUA